Neoarthrinium moseri is the source of this 354-nucleotide messenger RNA. RefSeq lists its product as uncharacterized. The transcript has 3 exons. The record is from RefSeq and is a predicted model, not a curated record. Gene Ontology annotation, molecular function: RNA binding. Gene Ontology annotation, cellular component: U2 snRNP; U1 snRNP; U4/U6 x U5 tri-snRNP complex. Bases 1 to 354 code for a protein of 117 amino acids. Lineage: Eukaryota; Fungi; Ascomycota; Sordariomycetes; Amphisphaeriales; Apiosporaceae. Gene Ontology annotation, biological process: RNA splicing; spliceosomal snRNP assembly.
AUGGCCGACGCAAAGAUCCAGGAUCUCCUCACCAAGCCUCGCAAUGAGUUGACCGAGUACGAGAUCCAGCAGCUGGAAGAGUACGAGUUCAACAGCGGCCCGCUGUCGAUCCUGCAGACCGCCGUGCGCUCCCACACGCAGGUGCUGAUCUCGAUCCGCAACAACCGCAAGCUGCUGGCCCGCGUCAAGGCCUUCGACCGCCACUGCAACAUGGUGCUGGAGAACGUCAAGGAGAUGUGGACCGAGACCCCGCGCCUGGCCGGCGGCAAGAAGGGCCGCCCUGUCAACAAGGACCGCUUCAUCAGCAAGAUGUUCCUCCGUGGCGACUCAGUCAUUCUGGUCCUCUUGAGUUAA